This is a messenger RNA of Paraphaeosphaeria sporulosa, 1031 nucleotides long. Its product is annotated as DUF427-domain-containing protein. The transcript is spliced from 3 exons. The record is from RefSeq and is a predicted model, not a curated record. Bases 103 to 876 code for a protein of 257 amino acids. NCBI's taxonomy places the organism in Eukaryota, Fungi, Ascomycota, Dothideomycetes, Pleosporales, Didymosphaeriaceae.
CUUCCAGCUCAUCGCCAAAAACGAAUUCGCCCUCGCAACUGACCUUCUUGUUGCAUGCGUAUCUUUCAAUCCCUCAGGUCCCCAAUUCGAAGAGUCCCUACCAUGGCCGGUACAUCCGAUCUUACCAAGCUCGCGCAAAAGCUCGCAUCCGAAGGACCGCACAAGAUCGAGGCGACGCCGCGGCGGGUGCGCGCGCUGUUUGGCGGGAGUUAUGUUCUCGAUACCACGAAGGCGUAUCACGUGUGGGAGCAUCCGUAUUACCCACAAUUCUACAUCCCCUCCACCGCCCUCACCCCCUCCGCCAACCUCACCAAAAACUCCUCCGUCUCGGGCACGUCCGACAAAGUCCACUUCGGCACCCUCUCAGUCACCAACAAAACCACAAACACAAGGACCACCACCGACCGCAUCCUCAUCUUCUCCACCAAAGACCUCAAAGACCUCGUCAAAAUCGACUUCGCCGCGCUAGACCAGUGGUUCGAAGAAGACGUGCCCAUCUACCAGCACCCCAAAGAUCCCUACAAGAGAAUCGACAUCCUUUCAUCGACGCGGCCCGUGAAAGUCGCGCUCGACGGCGUAACCCUCGCUGAGUCUUCCAGCCCGCUCUUCCUCCUCGAGACGACACUGCGGACGCGGUACUACCUCCCGCCCACCUCUGUCAACUGGGAGGUUUUGAGCAAGAGCGACACGAUUACGUACUGCCCGUACAAGGGGCGCGCAAAUUAUUAUAACGUCACUAUCAACGGCAAGGAGUACAAGGACCUGGUGUGGUACUACCAGUAUCCUACGGCGGAGAGCGCGACGGUGGUGGGGCACUUGUGCUUUUAUAAUGAGAAGGUUGACGUGUGGGUCGAUGGGGUGAAGGAGGAGCGAUGAAAGUCGAGCCAAGAGGCAAGCAAUGAUGGAAUGGAGGUAUCAUGAAGAAAGGGUGAAGAUACAAAGACACCUGUGUGAGGGUGAAGUGGAUGGUAUGUGAAUUUCGUAUAUACGACCUAUGAAGCGAGAUGCUCGAGGGCGCUAUCGCAUCCCGU